AUGUCCGAUAGCAGUGACAAUGCUACUUUAAAUGGUUUAGAUAAAGAAAAGGAAUCACAAACAAAAUUAGAGGAUAACAAUGUAGAAAAAUCAGAGUCAGAGGUAGUAACAAGUGUUGAUGAAGCAACAGACACAAAAUCAAUAAAUAAUAGUGAUAAUAUUGUAAAUAAAGAUACUACAGAUACAACAACAACAACAAAUACAACAGCAACAUUAGAAAAGCCAACAAUUGAAACAGAUGAUACAUUAAAAGAAACAACUACAACAGAUUCAAAAAUAUUUACAGAUGAUAAAAUAGUUACAGAUGAUAAAAUGGUUACAGAUGAUAAAACAGAUUCUAACAAAAUAGAGGAACCAAUAAAUAAUGAUAAACAAGAACAAUCUUCAGUAACAUUAUCAACAACAGAACAAGAAUCAAAAGAAUUAAAAGGACAAGAACCAAAGGAACAAGAAUUAAAAGAUCAAGAACCAAAAGAACAAGAAUCAAAAGAGGAAGAAGAAAAACCAAAGGAACAUGAAUCAGAAGAAGAAAAAAAACCAAACCUGUAUGAAGAGGAUGAUGAAGAUUUAGAACCAAUUGCAUCUGGUGAAGUUGCAAAUACUAAAACAGUAACAGAAGAAACAACAGCAGCAACAACAACAACAACAACAGCUACAACAAAACCAACACCAAAACCAUUUUUAACCAAAAAAUUUGAAACAGUUGAUUUAAAUAAUAAUAAUAUUUUAUUCAAUCAAGAAAAGAAAACAAUAAAGACACAAUCAGCAUUAAAUAAAAUCAAUGAAUUACCAUUACCUGAUCCACUACCAGAGGUGGUUGAAAUCUUUGAAAAGAAAACAAUUUCAAACGUUUUAUAUUAUUUAGUCUCUUUGAAACAAACUAAAAAUCGUUUUUGGUUAACAACUGAACAAAUACCACAACAAAUGAUCAAUUCAUUCGAACAACAAUUUAAAUCAACUUUUGGUGUUUUUGAAUUAAUACCACCAAAAAAAGGUAGAAAAUCUGCUAAUAAUAAAAAUAAAAAUAAUAAUAAUGAUAAUAGUAGUGAUGAAGAAGAUAAUGAUAGUGAUAGUGAAGAAGAUGAUGAUGAUAAUGAAAGUGAAUCAUCUGAAAAUGAUGAUAAUAAAAAAUUAAAAAAGAAAUCAACUACAAUCCCAAAUAAAGGUAAAGCUUCUAAUUCAACAACAACAGUAAGUGGUAAAAAAAGAGGUCGACCUUCUAGUUCAUCUAAAACACCAACAACAAAAACACCAACAAAAACACCAACAAAAUCAUCACCAAAACCAAAGAAGAAACCAGUUUCAUCAGAAUCUGAAAAUGAAUCAGAGGAUGAUCAUUCAGAUAAUGAAAUUAUAAAAAAACAAAAAUCAGCAACAUUAGUAGAAGCAUCACCUAUUUCUUCAAGAGGUAGACAAAGAACAGCUACUGGUAAAGGUUUACCAAGAUAA
Molecule: messenger RNA, 1449 nt
Organism: Dictyostelium discoideum AX4
Lineage: Eukaryota; Evosea; Eumycetozoa; Dictyosteliales; Dictyosteliaceae
Exons: 2
Coding region: 1-1449 (482 amino acids)
Source: RefSeq, a predicted model, not a curated record